AUGGAACAGGCCGUUUUGGCCGCCAAUGCGCGGUGCACCUACAUUGCCCCCUACGUCAACGAACUCAAGGUCCAUUUUGAGCCUGGGUGA
Molecule: messenger RNA, 90 nt
Organism: Verticillium alfalfae VaMs.102
Lineage: Eukaryota; Fungi; Ascomycota; Sordariomycetes; Glomerellales; Plectosphaerellaceae
Exons: 1
Coding region: 1-90 (29 amino acids)
Source: RefSeq, a predicted model, not a curated record